AUGCAUUCCAUGCACCAGCAGCGGCGGCGGCCACCGAGCAGCAGCAGCAGCCGCAGCGACAGGACGCCUGCAGCUUCAUCUGCUUGGAGACAGGUACAGGAUGAGGGCCACCACGUCGCAGCUGCUUCUGCUCCUGCAGCGCCACACACCGAAGAAGCAAGCCGCAGCGUUCCAGCUGCUGCUGCAGCAACGAGCGUUGUUUCCAGUACAGCAGCAUUGCCAGCAGCAGCAGAAGCAGCAGCACCCUCGAGGCUAAGAGCAGCACAGAGCAGCGUUGCUGUGGGAGAUCACCCCAUGCGCAGCAUCAAGUACACCCCACAGCAGCAGAGGCAGCAGCGGCAGCAGCAAAGACAGCAGUCGCCGCAACACAGACAGCAGCAGCAGCAACAAAGACAGCAGCCGCAGCAGCAAAGACAGCAGCAGCAGCUGCUGCAAAGAGAGCAGCUGCAUCAGCAACCAAGACAGCACCAGCAGCCAAGACAACACCAGCAGCAGCAAAGACAGCAGCAGCAACAGCAAAUACAGCAGCAGCAGCUGCUGCAAGCACAGCAGCAGCAGCAGCAGCCAAGACAACUGCAACCGCAGCCAAGACAACAGCAACCGCAGCAAAGACAACAGCAACCGCAGCCAAGACAACAGCAACCGCAGCCAAGACAACAGGAGCCGCAACAGCCAAGACAACAGGAGCCACAGCAGCAAAGACAACAACAGCAGCAGCAGCAAAGACAGCAGCAGCAGCAGCAGCGUAGACAGCAGCAGCAGCAGCGCAGACAGCAGCAGCAGCAGCAGCAGAGACAGCAGCAGCAGUAUCGGAAGGUAACUUUAGACUUCCUUGCAUGCAACGAGGACUGCUGCGGCAUAUGUGGGGGUUCGCUGCAUGGUGGGGAACCAUACAUGACGCUCUCUUUGCUGCUGCAGCAGCAGCAGUACGAACGCUACCACAAGCUGAAGGAAAGACAGCAGCGGCUGCAGCUCCACAAGACACCAGCAGCAGCAGAUGCAGCAACAGCAGCAGCAGAAGAUAGGAGUGUGCCUGUGAGCUGUCAUUUGUCUUGCAUGCAUUGUGGAGUUUGUGAGGGCCCAGUGGGGAUCGAUGGGGACCGUGUGCUAUAUGCAUCAGCAGCAGCAGCAGAAGCAGCAGCAGCAGGAACUCCUUGGGGUGCAGCAAUUGCAUCAGGUGUAUACCAUGCUACAUGCAUGCAGCAGCACUGUGCAGUGUGUGGGGGCCCAGUAGGUGCAGCAGAGGCGUAUGUGCGGCUGCCUGACCCUGCAUCAGAAGCAGCAGCGGCAGACGCAGCGGAGGUAGCGGAAAAAGCACGCAGAGAGGCAAAAGUAUCGGGGACUGUGAUGGCGAGGAGGGCUGCUGCUGCAGCAGAAGCAGCAGCCGCAGAAGCAGCAGAAGUAGCAAAAAGAUGCAGAAAAGGCAAGGUGCAGCAUGCACGCUGCACUUGCUGCAGCACGUGUGGAGGAAUACUUAGGGGAGGCUCCUUCAUUACCGAUGGCUGCGGGGGGGUGCAGCACAAGAGCUGCUUCUGCUGCUGCUGCUGCAACAAACCCUUGGGGGGCCCCUUUGAAUCGCAUGCAUUCUUUGCUUCUAGUGUGCUGCUGCAGCGUCCUCCUCCAAUAACAGCGGAGGAGAUGUAUGCUGCUGCAGAGGAUGCUGCUGCUGCUGCUGCAGGCAAGCCUAUUGGAGGCGCAAUAGCAGCACAUGGCGGCUGCUGCUGCCUCGACUGCAGCAAGAAAUACCUUAAGUGUAUUGCAUGCGACCGCAGAGCUGGGGUGUACAUACACCCUAAUGGGCGGCAACGAACAUUACCUAGAGCAUUAAAUGCAGCAGCAGAACAAAUCAUGCGUAGUCGUCAUAUUCCUUUUACUGCAUGCAAGAGACGACCAGGAUCAGCAGCAAUGGCUGCUCGUGGUGCUGCUGCUGCUGCUGUAUUGUGUGGCCGCUGCGCGUCGCUUCCAGCAGUAGAAACAGAUGAGGACGCAGCUGCUGCAGUUAAGCAAGCGAUGCAUGUAUUAGAGGGUGAUGGUGUGUACUUCUCCCCCUCCCUUAAGAAGCUGCAGCGGGAGCUGAUAAACCUUGAGGAGGAGAAGCAGCACGAGGCUCAGCAGCGGCUGCAGCAGCAGCGUGCCAACCGACCCGGUGUAGUUCUCGCAAGACGUCCUGUUGCCGUGCCCCCUCCUCCAGCAGCAGCAAGACCAGCAGCAGCAAGACCAGCAGCAGCAAGACCAGCAACAGCAAGACCAGCAACAGCAACAGCAGCAGCUGCUGCUGCAGCAGAACAGCCUCUACCAGACCCAUUCUAUGAUCUGCCUUUCCUUGUUAAGCUUAUAGACUUCGGUGUAGAUCGUUCUUCUGUGGUUAUGGAUGCUGCUGCUGCUGCUGCUGCUGGGCGCAGCUCUCAUUUGUUUGGCAGCUGCGAGGUGCUGUGUAUGCAACUCUGCCCUGCACCUCUUGCUGUUUUGCUGCUGGUGGCGCAAGUAACCAACUCUCCCCUGCUCCCCGUGCUGCAGCAAAUGCAGCAUCAGGAAAUGCAGCAAGAGAGGGGGCAACAAACCACCCCCCACGGCACACACGAGAGAUUUUUUUCCUCCAGAAGCAGCAUCGGCCUCGACGGCGAGCAGCAGCAAGACCAUUGGCCCCCGGAGGAGCAGCAGCAAGACCAUUGGCCCCCGGAGGAGCAGCAGCAAGACCAGCAGCCCCCGGAGGAGGAGCAGCAAGACCAUCGGUCCCCGGGGGAGCAGCAGGAGCACAAGCUGCAGCGUUCGUUGCAUGUACGGUUUGCCAAGUGCGUACGCUUAACUAGGGGGCUACCAUCUUUGCUGCUGCAGCAGCACGGGGCCCAUGAGGUGCUGCAUGCAUUUUUUGCUAUUAAUCAAAUGCUGCCUAUAUCUCAACAAAUUGAGGAAGGACUAUGCAAUCUUGCUGCAGCAAGAGUCUUGAUUGCUGCUAUCAAUUCUAUAAGCAGCACCAGCAUUUGCCUAAGCAGCACCAGCAGGCAAAAUACACUAGGGCUGCAGCAGCUGCAGCAGCAGCAGCCGUGGCCGUGGCCCCCGCAGUUUGGCGAGCAACAACAGUUUCUGCAGAACCCACAGCAGCAGCACUACCCCUACCAAAACGAACAACUGAAUCAACAGCAGUACCAGCAAUACCACCACCACCAGCAGCAACAGCAACAGCAACAGCAGCUGCAGCAGCCGUUGGAGAUGCAGGAGCAACUGUCACUAGAGUUGCUGCACUACCAGCUAUGGAAAUUAGCAAUAAAUAGAGAUGAGGUGUAUGGGGAGGGGUACCGUAUAUGUGCAGCACAAUUAACAAGAGAAAUAUAUCUUGCCAAUGCAGCGCAGCAACAGGCGCAGGCCACCCCCAGUCUCGUGGGCUUGUCUGCCAACUUAGUGUUUUUUUGUGUACAGUUUCAGCAGCAGCAGCAACAGCAGCAACAACAGCAGCCCGAAUUCGUGGUUGUGCCCUAUGUUCUGCGGGUUGCGGCUACAGCAGCAGCAUCCAAACACCACAAUGAGUAG
Molecule: messenger RNA, 3528 nt
Organism: Eimeria maxima
Lineage: Eukaryota; Apicomplexa; Conoidasida; Eucoccidiorida; Eimeriidae
Exons: 2
Coding region: 1-3528 (1175 amino acids)
Source: RefSeq, a predicted model, not a curated record